Molecule: messenger RNA, 520 nt
Organism: Protopolystoma xenopodis
Lineage: Eukaryota; Metazoa; Platyhelminthes; Monogenea; Polystomatidea; Polystomatidae
Source: the annotation of a GenBank genome assembly
AUUGGAUUCAAAGGAAUUUUUCUCUAUUUGCUCCAGCGGGGCUUCGCCGAUAAAGUUCUUUGGAGAUUUUUCAGCUAGCUCGCAAUUUUUUGUGUUUAUUGGCGUCUUUACUCUUCUUUACUGCUUAAUAGCGUUAGCAUUCUAUCUAUUUAAACGUCAAUUGUAUGAUACAAAACCUGAAUUCGCUAAAUUAGACUUUGCCUUAUCCGUUUUAAUAAUAUUUUUCUGGCUUGUGGGAUCCAUUGUUUGGGCGGAUGGUGUCGUUAAUUUGAAAUAUUAUACUGGCGCUAAUCGUUUAGGUAUAGAGCUCAAGCAUAUGGUGCCCCAGGUAACAAAGGUCUACCAAUUAGACGAUCCUACGUAUGGUGCCGCCAAUGUUUCAUUAGUAUUCGGAUUCGCUAACUUUCUGCUUUGGCUGCCAAGCCUCUGGUUUGUCUGGAAGGAAACUGGCUGGUUCAGCAGUCAAAGCAGGUUUAUUGAUUCUGAAACAAGUAAUAUGGUUGAUGGCUCCAGCAUGUAA